Messenger RNA from Myxocyprinus asiaticus (Chinese sucker), 1809 nucleotides. RefSeq lists its product as uncharacterized. The coding region runs from base 184 to 1809 and encodes 541 amino acids. Lineage: Eukaryota; Metazoa; Chordata; Actinopteri; Cypriniformes; Catostomidae. The transcript is spliced from 3 exons. The record is from RefSeq and is a predicted model, not a curated record.
UAACAGGUGCCAAGUCUACCCUCCGUUAACUGUUUGUAUCCAUCAAACAGACCGAGCAUAGAACAUAAAAAUCACUAUAAUUGUAGCCUGCUAACGCUAUAAGAACUUGCAUUGGCCUGUGUGCUGUCCCUCCCCCUCUCUCCCUCUCUCUCUCUCCCUCUCUCUCUUCACCAGUGAGCCAACAUGUCUCGAUCAUCCAGCCCUGAUGCCCACUGGGAUCGACUAGAGACCUGGCUGAGUGCCCUGACUAGCACCCUUAUUCCUGAAGCCGCCGGGGACCUGCAGAACAUGAGCCGGGAACAGCUCGACGACAACCUGAGCACCUUGAUGGCCCACGAUCCGACACAGGACUACAGCCACAAAGAGCUGGCCAAGAUCGUCGGGUCACUGGCCCAUAACCUCCUCGGCCAGGCAAAGCUGAGUGAAGCAAGCAUCUCCCGCCAGGAACAGGAAGCAGCAGCGCUGAAGCUCCAGGCUGAGGAAGCUCAGAGAAACUGGAUGCGCGCUCAGAGUCAACUGGACCAGCUAACCUCGGAGACUCAGCACCAGCACAGGACAGCGGACGAAAAGGACCCAGAGCUGCAGGAGGAAGUAGAGAGACUCCAGAACGCCCUGACUGAUCUCUGUGUAGAUACAGCACGACGAGAGCAGCAGGAAAAGGACACCAGAGAGGAGCUGAGUAAAAAACUCCAGCAAGCUGAGGCUCUCCUGAGGAGAGCAGAGACUGAACUUAAAGAAAGAGAAGCCAGGGCCAAGGCCUGUGAGGGCCACCUGCAAAGUGCCCAGGCUGAAGUCAGUGCCCUGGCCCAACAAAGAGACUAUUUGAAAGAAGAAUGUGACACAGUUCACCGAGAGCUUAAACAUUCAUAUAGACUCCCACUGCUCAAGAUAUCACCUGCCAGCAUCCCAGAACCCCCAGCAGCAGAAAGGGGGUGGGAGCCUUUCCAAAGGCUGUCUUCCAGUCACGGUGUGUCACCUAAAGAAUUGGAUAAGCUGGCUAGAAACAUUCCCACUUUCACUCCAAGCCCUGCAGGAGGCCACGAUGUGCACGACUAUUUAAAAGACAUUGAUUUUCACUUGCAAACUGUUGCCAAUGUUACCACACGAGACAGAUUGUACCUGCUCAGAAUCACCGCCAGCCGUGAAGUCCGGAGCUUUCUAGACCGACAGCCAGAAACAGUCAAAGUGGAUUACCAGCAACUGCAGCAGGCUUUGAUUAAAGAAUUCUAUGACCCAGAAUCAGAGCAAGGGCUGAUUACGGCCAUGGACCUUAAACAGGGCAGACAGGAAACCACGCAGUCUUUCUACAACAGGCUCAGACAACCAUACUUCGGAGCACGGAAUGAGCCAGGAAUGGAAGAAGAAUUCAAUUUCAAAACUCUGUUCCUCCGGAACUUGCACCCAACAGUGAGUCACCAUUUGGGGGUUCUGGCUUGCCCACGGACUAUGUCCACCCAACAGCUGCGAGACUUAAGCCAUAAGGCCUAUGCCAAACAAAGAACUGCUUCUGAAAAGAUGGGAAAACCCCCCACAAUCUAUCCUGUCACUAAUCAGAGUUCAGAACUUGCCCUAGAGGGCGCCGAGCCUCGCCACAGCAAUUGGAGUCAAUGGGGUGCAAAGGUCCAUGAACAGGUGCACUGCUGCCUUUUAACCUUCAUGAUCCACCUGCCAUCUAACCAUCAGGAUCCACCUGCCAUCCGGCCUUCACCACCCACCUGCCAUUUAACCAUCAUGAUCCACUGUUGUCUGAUGAUGUCUCAAUUCAGAGCAUCUUCAGACAAAAAGGGGGAGUCUGUAACAUCUGUGUAA